UCGUUUCCGCCGCAUUGCAGAGACACAAACAAGAGCGCGCACCGAGAGGCGAUAAUUGCAGAUUAGAGCCCUUCUUAUAUAUUUAUCUUAUUUUGUUUUUGUGCGAGGCGACAACCCUUCUGCUCGCUUUGUUGCUGCGAGCAAACCGCGUGAGUGGCACUGACCCCGAUAGACGACGCACCAGUCUUUCUUUCUUUAUGGUGGAGCGGUGCGCACUCGUCGCUGCCGCCGCCAGACCGACGAAACGCUACCGCGGGUUUCAUCAGCCGUUUUCGUCUCACUCGCGGCCGCGCUCAGUCGCCUCCGUCUGCUGGCCACGCCAACAUGAGACUCAGAUAGCGCCGAGCUUUUUCUCUCCUAGACUCUUCCUGCACCGCCUUCAAACGUUCGAGCCGAUCAGCCGCUGGGUCGAAAUGAGCUCCCAGGGCCUGUGGGUUUUUGGCUACGGCAGCCUCUGCUGGGAUCCUGGCUUCGAUUUCGAGCAGGCCCACAUCGGCUUCAUCAAGGGCUUCCGACGCACCUUUGCCCAGGGCAACACGCACCACAGAGGAACCAAAGACCAGCCUGGCCGAGUAGCAACCCUGGAAGAGCAUCCCAACGGCAUAGUUUGGGGCCGCGCGUACCUGCUGCGCGGGGAGGCGGCCGUAUCUUACUUGGCGCAACGCGAAUGUCUUCUCGGCGGCUACGCAACGCACUUUUCGGCGGUGUGGCGGCCACAGGCGGCCAGCGGGCCAUUGGCCCCUGAAUGGCGGGCCACUGGGUUCGGACGGUGGACGGCGCCGGCGGCCGAGCAGCUUACGGCGGCCGCUUUGGUCUACGUGGCCACGCCGGACAACGCCAUGUGGCUUGGAGAGGCCACGGCCGUCGAGAUGGCCGAGCAGAUCUGCGCGGCCGCCGGUUUCAGCGGCCACAACGCUGACUACGUGCUCAACCUGGCAAAGUUUGUCCGAGAGCACUGCCCCCACACCGACGCACCCUUGCUGCAGCUGGAGGCGGAAAUUCGGAGGCGGCGGCCCUUUGGCGCCGUCCUCUAUAAAAGACUCCCCCUUGCCAGGCCGGCCCACGCGGCCGAAGAGGAUCGGCGGCCACCCAGCGAAACGGAAUACUCGAAACGAGUGCCGACGAAAAAGCUGCGCUGCCUCAAUAUGUACUGAAAAAGCUGCUUUUGUGAUAAUUUAUUUUUCGUAAAAAAAAUCUCCAGGGCACGUGAAUAUAUAAGUGAAAUAUUUUAAAGAAGAAAGUGACCCUUAAUCACUAUACAUAUUUAGCACAAUCAAGAGUGCGUUCGACAAAUUUCCAUGCAGUAUUUUGGUUACGUUUACGCGACCGCUGCUUAUAUUGUUGAUUUUUCUAAGCGUUCAUCUCAUAUCUCGCGCGUUUAAGCUGUGAAUUUUUGUACGCUGAAAUAUUUUAAAAUAAAACCUUUUAAUUUUGACUAUAAGAAACCAAAGAAUUUUAAACUGGAUUCUCAUUUACAUCACGAGUUCGUAACCCCAAUAUUCAUGAUUAUUCAACCAAGUUGCGUCUUAUUUUAUCCAUUUUAUCAUCUGAUUUUUUUUUGCAUAACUUGCUCCUAAUUAAAAUAGUUUGUUUUGAUCUCGACGCGAGACUUUGAUCAGACUCAGCUGCACAAACAAAUGGCGCAUGGAGAACUGGACAGAUCCAGUUAUAAUGAUCGGUAUUAUACUCUUUAACCCAACAAGUUCAAAGCCAUAAAUAAUAACACACGCCACUUAGGACAUCAGGAAAUUAUGUAAUCAAUCAAUGUUGCUUUUUUGUUUGCCUCAUGAUAUGGUUUUUUGUUACUAAUGUCCCGAUUUUGUCAUAGUCAGUUUUUUUGUGGUUAAAUGUAUCAUCAGCUAAGCUUUAAAAUAUUUUCUUAUUCAUUCUCAUUCAUAAUUUUGCAAUUAUUGUUUUUAGGUGUGUAAAAAAGAAAUCCUCUGAUUUCAACAGAAACCUUUCAAAUUUGUCAAUUACUUACAAUUAGUAUAAUCAAAAGCAUUAAAUUACAUUUGAUGGUAGUUAAAAAUCUAUGUUGGACUUUUUUAUAAAAUUUCAGAGCAAUCAUGUAAAUUUUUUUUA
Neocloeon triangulifer is the source of this 2082-nucleotide messenger RNA. RefSeq names its product glutathione-specific gamma-glutamylcyclotransferase 1-like. The record is from RefSeq and is a predicted model, not a curated record. The transcript has 3 exons. Gene Ontology annotation, biological process: glutathione catabolic process. The coding region runs from base 198 to 1154 and encodes 318 amino acids. Gene Ontology annotation, molecular function: glutathione specific gamma-glutamylcyclotransferase activity; gamma-glutamylcyclotransferase activity. Lineage: Eukaryota; Metazoa; Arthropoda; Insecta; Ephemeroptera; Baetidae. Gene Ontology annotation, cellular component: cytoplasm.